AGCCGUGCUCAGCGAGUGUCGUGUUUUCAAAAUACGAAGGGACCAUCGACGCGCGAUCAAAUGAAGAUGAAACGAUCGAAAAUUGAUAUAAUCAAUGCGACUGUCGAAUCUUAUUUGAAGCGGCGUCGAUAUCAGGACGGUGACGUAUUUCGAAAAUCUGAACGUACAGGUUGUCAGAGUAGCGAGGAAAUGACACUGACUACAACUGUGGAGUGCAGUACGUCCCGUGACAAUUCGAUCGUCUUCAGUGCGAUCAUCAAUGAUGUUGCUGCCGCCGACCAAACGUAUCAAAGAUUGAAAAUGUGGAUUAACAAUAUAGUCAAUGAUAAACUUAAACUGGAAUUAAAGGGUCUCCUGUAUCCAGUAUUUUGUCAUCUUUAUUUGGAGAUGCUACAUGGUGGCAAUAGGCAGGCUGCUGUCCAGUUUUUGAAGACACACCAGAGUGAUUUUGUGUCAGAGACUGAAAGAGACUUUUUGGAGGAACUUUCCAGUGUGUUCUCCAUUCAGGAUAUUGAGCUAAGACCUUUGGUCAAUGCAUUUCGAACCAGAAAGUACAAAGUGGAUAUGUCUGAUGAGGCUCAUAUAUGCCUUCAGAAAUUUCUAGCCAAGCAUGGGCACGUUAUAUUAAUGCAGGUAAUAAAUACACAUGUUACUAUUAUCAAAAAGAUUGCCGAUAUACAUCCAAUGGAUGAGGAAACAAGUGGAGAAUGGGUUCAGAGGAACGAAGUGGGAAUUAAUGGUCAUGUCGAACAACCUUCUGGCACUGGUGUAGACCGCGAAAUGCGGGAACUCCAGGAAGCCAUUCGAUUAAUUCGAAGCAGCGAGCAUCAUCCACUCAGAGUUUACACAAUUAAUAAUUCUUUUGAAAACGCUAGUACUGCUGUAAUUACACCUAAUAUGGAUAGGUUAGCAGCAGCAUUCUGCACCUCUGAAAUUAGACUAUGGGGCAUAGGUGAUAGAGUUCUCACUAGGCCAAGGUUUAAAUUGCCCUCAGUUUCUCUUGCCUGUGAUGUAUUGUCAACCAGUAGACCUCCCGAAGACAAUAAUGAUACCGAUGAAGCAGGAGCCGUAGUUUUAAGAGGACACACUGACAUUGUGCAUGAUUUGAGGUUUAUACCUGAAUCGGAAAUUCUCGUUUCCGUAUCUAGCGACAAAGAUAUGAGAGCAUGGCGACUUAACGAUUACUCUUGCGCAGCUGUUUACAAUGGCCAUAAUUAUCCGAUAUGGUGUAUGGAUACUAGUGUCUUUAACUUAUAUAUAGCGACCGGAUCUCAUGAUCGAACCGCAAAAUUGUGGUCAUUAGAUAGAACAUUUCCACUUAGGAUUUUUGCCGGACAUUUUCUCGAUGUCAAUAGCGUAAGAUUUCAUCCGAAUGCUCGUUAUUUGGCUACUGGUUCUGCCGACAAGACUGUAAGACUUUGGAGUAAGGACGAUGGUAGUCUGGUGAGAGUGUACGUUGGAGCUCAAUCGACAAUUUACAGUUUGGCGUUUAGUCCAGAUGGGAAAUAUCUCGCUGCAGCAGGUGACGAUAAAUGCGUAUCUGUUUGGGAUUUGGCGACUAAUGCUCUCUUAACCGAAUUGAAAGGUCAUCAGGAAACCAUUAUGAAUUUGGAUUGGAGUUCCGAUGGUCAGUAUAUUGCAAGUGCUAGUAUGGAUGGAAUUAUUCGGCUUUGGUCCACUCAGGAGCACAUCAACGUUGCCAACAGCGGAAGCGCAAACUCUCAAACUGAGGUACACAGUCCUCAAGUAUACUCGACCAAUUGCUCAAGUAUCCUAUCACUGCGAUACUACCGAAAGAAUAAUUCACUCGUCUGUAUCGGCACGGCGUAAAUUUAUUUAAUAUUUAUAAUUAAACCUUUGAGGAAGAAACGUUCAUCUUUUCUUUGACCGCGUGUACGCGCUAUAGUUUUUCUUUGUUUAUUCAAUUACUCAUUUGCAACCUGUUACCGCCAGGGGCCAAGUUCUACUUUAAAUCCAUUAACGAUAUUACGCUAACAUUCGAUCCCUAGAAGUUUCAAUUUCAAAAAGUUCAGCUCACUUUAAAUCCAAACUACCAUGCUGGCUGUGAAAACAAAAAACUCGUAUUUUCUAUUUCGUUUCUUAGAUAGGAAAGUAUUAGUAAUGCUCACGCAUAUUCGAAAUGGGAAAUUAUCGUUUCCCAUCUUCGCGACUUUACGUAUAUUAGGUACAUGUCACAAAUGUUUGUUAAUAAUAUGUCAGUUGAGAUUUUUAUAUCGAUCUAAAGAAAAUGAAAAUCAUGCACGCAAAAGUGAUAUAAGACGCAGUAAUGAUGUGCAUAAUCUUUUUUUACACGGUGGAUUUCAAUCUUAGUUUUUCUUUCUCUGUGCUGAAUGUUUUAAUUAAAUGAGAAAGACAAAAACGUAGCACGAGGUCAUUACAGUAUCUGGGUGUCUAUCAUAUUGGUACAAAAAUUUGUCUCAAGCCGCAUCCUCAAAUGCUUAAGUAUCCAUCUGAAAUGCCAGCAGUGGUACUGGUUUAAUAUUAUUAUGGAAACCUUUUCAAGCAUUACCAAAGUCGAUAUGAAUGUAUAUCUGUAGUCUUACCAAUCGAUUGACAAAGGUACGAAGUUCAAGCAAAACUUACAAAGUUCUAAAUACUUUCGGACCUCUCGGACAUUUAUUACAUCGUGCGAGAUUAUUUACUGCAAAAAGGGAUUGUGUCAUACGAAUUAUUUAAUACGAUAUAAAUUAAUUCCCGUGUACUAUAAUGUUUUCACGAUACAUACUAGAAGCACUAAUUUUAAAAACGAUCUGAUUAUAUGAAUGAAUGGUGUAUGGCCGCUUAAAACGUGGAAUAGUUAAUCGAGAUCGUUAAUGACGUUAUUGGUCAUCAGCAGUUCUAGGAUUUGCUGAUCCGGCUGUACUCAUCAUUAGUAAAUUCGAGAACAGGCUACGUUAGAGACUGUAACGACUGGAUUAGCAAGUACCAGGUCUGAUAAUCGCCAUUACUAAACAGCUAUUGUUAAGGGAGAACAAAGAAUUUAUCUCUUCUAGGCAAACAGAAUUCUACAAGUAUUUUCAUACGAUUCUACUAACCAGUAUAUCCCGCGUCGAACAACGAAUACACGCGUUGGCAACAAUUAGACGAACAUUAUUUACUAAGUGUGUACAUUGUUACCUUUUUCAUUUAAGUAUUUCAGAUGUUAAGAAAUACGUAUAAUAAGCAUUCACGGGCAUGCGUACGGCGCAUCAGCCGCAGAUCAAGUAAUAAUUGUGAAAAUUAGCGAGAGCGAGAGAGAGAGUAAGAGAAAGUCUUUAAUCGACAAUAGAACAAAAGAAAGGGAUAAGAAUGAAAGAAUCUUUGCAUAAUUUUCGCCAAAUGAUAUCUCUCGUACCGGACAGCUCUGUCACGAUGCUUUACGCGUAAAUCUUUUGUAUCCAAUAAAGACAUAAAAUAGUCUUCGGCAAUGCGAAUAUAGUCACGCAUUGCCGCCACUACCUCAUGGCCUAAAUAACAUUUAAAAAAUAGUAACGUUCUUCCAAACCAACAUUUUUUCACAGCUUUCUUCACGAUUCGCCAAUACUCGCGAGACCGAGAACAUAAACCGAAAGCAAUAACAAAUUAAAGGACGCUGCGUAUUAAGUAAAUACAUUAUUAACCUAAAUUUAUUAAUUUCUGGCUAUCCCAACUAUUUGCUUACAGUUUUUUUUUUUUUAUAAAGAUGCGUUUCCAUGCUUGUAACUCCAAUUAGCCGUAUACGUUACACCGUACGUUUUCAUACCAAACUGUCGCAAGAUUUAACAUAAAAUAGACAUACUCUCGAACCGUAUUGGGAUUCAGGUCGUUAUUGCACAAAUGAUUUGUGAAUUCAAUUUUUUGAAAUUCCCGAUAACAAUCUGUAUAUAAUAGUUGAUUCCUGUAAAAGAUAUAAGAAUAAUAUAAUAAGCACUGCAUACAUUUGAGGAAUUUGACACAAAUAAUGUUUUACCGUUAAAAUAUCAAUUAUUGUGUUACGUCGAGAUUUAUUCGUCGAUGGUGACAAAACAAUUAGACAAAAAUUGGCGUAUUUAUAGUAAUAAUUAAUAUUCUUUUUCUCAUAUUUUUUCACUCUACUAACGACGUAGAUUAAAGAUGUAACAUACUCCGGAGGGUCACUUUUGUAAUAUGAUAUUUCGCAAUGUAACGAAGAUUUGGUAAUAUGUCAUUGAGCCACGACGUGUUCCAAGAACAGCAUAAGAGAAAUUGUAUAAAAUUGAAUAACAUGGCGAUGAACUGGAUAUAAGGACUCGCGCAUUGUCGAAUAUAUACAUACAUAUGUAUCAUAUACCAUUUAAACGUGUUUCUUUUAUUUAUUUUUAAUAAAAAUUCAAACUGUAACGUUGUAUAUCAGUUUACAAUCACAGUUCGUUAUAAUUUACAUUAACGAGCCAUGUAUAAUUAUGUAUAUUCACGCACUGUACAUAAAAUACAAUUCUCUUUUUUA
Molecule: messenger RNA, 4444 nt
Organism: Cephus cinctus (wheat stem sawfly)
Lineage: Eukaryota; Metazoa; Arthropoda; Insecta; Hymenoptera; Cephidae
Gene: wda
Product: TAF5-like RNA polymerase II p300/CBP-associated factor-associated factor 65 kDa subunit 5L
Exons: 10
Coding region: 61-1830 (589 amino acids)
Biological process (GO): transcription initiation at RNA polymerase II promoter
Cellular component (GO): transcription factor TFIID complex
Molecular function (GO): protein binding; RNA polymerase II general transcription initiation factor activity
Source: RefSeq, a predicted model, not a curated record